Dreissena polymorpha is the source of this 3311-nucleotide messenger RNA. RefSeq lists its product as uncharacterized. Gene Ontology annotation, molecular function: zinc ion binding. Lineage: Eukaryota; Metazoa; Mollusca; Bivalvia; Myida; Dreissenidae. Bases 231 to 1889 code for a protein of 552 amino acids. The record is from RefSeq and is a predicted model, not a curated record. The transcript has 3 exons.
UGACUAUGGACUUGUUCUUCAGUGUGUAUUUAAAGUGGGUUAGCUUAAAAAGCGUUCAUAAUUCAGCCUAUUUGUCAGUUUUAAGUUAAGUAACUUGGUCAUUAUACUUACUAAAACUGUGUGUGUCAUUAUGUGUUUUGAAAACACUCAUUUUAUUUUCUUAAAGUAGUCAAAAUAAUAGUGAAUAUACAACUUUUAAAUCACAGGACAGUUCACAAUACAUUUUGAAAAUGGCAAGUUCUGUAGAUUCAGUUCAUAAAAGUUCAGAUUCAGUGAAAGACUAUUCUUGUGUUGGAUGCAUAAGUAAAAAUAUAGAAAAAAGUGCUGAUUUUUUUUGUGAAACAUGUUUCAAGUGUUUUUGCGAAAAAUGCCUUUAUCAUCAUGAUCAAGUAUUUGUAAACCAUUUAACAUAUGGAAGAAGAGAAACAAAUAAAUGGCCUCUUGAAGAGGCAAUUGAGGAUUUGCUACUAAAAUGUGAUGUCCACCCUGACAAGAAACUGAAAAUGUUUUGCCAGGACCACAGUCAGCUGUGCUGCUCUGACUGUGUUCUACUGAAUCACAGACAGUGUACACAUUUGGCUAAAAUUUCAGAAUCAGUCAAAAAGAUGUCUGUGGAUAUGCAGCAGUUGUCAAACAAAAUUCAAUCGAUUAUUGCAGAUCUAAAAAAGUUUAAGAGCGUACAAGAGGCCAGCAUUCAGUCCAUUGAAGGAUCAUAUGGUGAAAAAUUGCAAGAAAUCAGAGACCAGUGUAAGAAAAUAAAUGCUGCUCUUGAUGAACUAGAGAAUACAACUUUGAAAGAACUGGAUGACAUUAGGACCAAAUUGCAAACCUCUCUUAAGAAAGAUGUUGACAACUGUGGCAGACUGAAGGAUGAACUGCAACAACUAAGUGAAGCUGUACAGGGCCUUUGUGAUAAGAGCAAUCAAGACAUUAAGUUCAUAGCCAGCAGGAAAUGCCUGGAUAAGAUACAGGAGUCUGAAAGAUAUCUGAAUGAGAACCCAGUGAAGGUUCAGAGUUCAAUAAUAUUCCAGGCAAACAUUGACAUUGAGCAGUACCUGUCUCAACAGUCUAGUCUAGGGAGGAUUGUAGACUGUAUGAAGUGUGUGAAACUUAAGAAGAAACAAGAGUAUAAUGUGAAAAUAUCAAGUGACAGACAUGCUUGCUCUAUCAUAGGCAUUUGCAGCCUGCCUAGUGGCCAGGUUAUUAUUGUAGAUAGGAUUAAUAAGAGAGUGAAAAUGUUGGACAAGAAUUACAAUGUGUCCAGUCAUUGUGAUGUGUCUGAUUAUCCACAUGACAUUUGCCAAAUCACAUCCAGUGAGGUAGCUGUGACUCUUGAUGGUGCUGGUGUGCAGUUUAUGUCUGUUAGCAAUAGGCAGCUGAUAAAUGGAAGGCAGUUUCAGUUACCACAUGCUGCUGUUGGCAUUGCCCACCACAAGGGAGCAUUGUAUAUCACUUCUCGCACUGCUCUCUACCACUACACACUGACUGGGACAUUUGUGAAAAAGCUUUAUGAAGAUAUAGGAGAUGGUGCACGAGUGUACAAAUGUGCAUUGAGUCCUGCCGGUGACAGGAUCUAUGUAACCAACAACGAACAGAACAAGCUCCUCACACUGGCCACAGAUGGCACCCUGAUAUAUACAUUCACUGAUCCAGAACUACAAUUUCCAAAUAGUGUCUGUGUCACUCCUGAUGGACAAGUCCUUUGCUGUGCAUACAGCUCCAAUACUGUAUUACAUGUUGAUCAUGAGGGUAAAAAGAAAUUGGCAACUCUGGCUUCACGGAGAGAUGGACUCCGCCUAACAUCCUCUGUCUGCUACAACACCAACAUACACCAGAUUAUUGUGGGGCAAUAUAACAACAAUACAAUUAUUGUUAUUGAAUUGCAAUAGCUCUUCCAAUGGAUUAAAACAUCAAUAGAAACAUGGUUAUAAAUGUAAUUUCCAAGUUUUCUUCGAAUGACACUUUUAGCCAUAUCAGUUUAUAUAUAGGCUAAGAGCAUAUUAUAAAACUAUUUAAUAAUCUAUAUUUUAAAAAUGAGUUGUUUUAAUGCUCCUUAGAGAUUGUUCCAUUUAAAACAAUCAUGUAUGACAAUUUUCAGGUAUUCUUUGUCACUAAACAAAUGUUAUAAUUAAUAUACCGUUAUACAUAUGUUAAGUGAAUGCAUAUAUUCUAAAUAUGUUUUAUUAUCCUAUAGCAAUUAUUUAGAGAAAAUUAUGUAUCUGUCAUUUAUGUGUUGCUGUUUUUAGCUCCCCUGUUUUCAGAGAAAACCCGAGGUAUUGUCACAGCCAGCUCGUCGUGUCCGUGUCCGUCCUCUUGUCGUCCGCAUCGUGCUAAAACCUUAACAUUUUGUUAAGGUUUUUAACAUUGGCUCUAAAAUCAAAGCGCUUCUUCCUACAACUUUGAAACUUCACAUGUAGCUGCACCUUUUUUUAUUUUUGGGUCUCUAGGUCAAAGGUCAAGGCCACUGUGACCUCUAAAAAAAAAAAAUUCUGACAAGCUUUCGCAGCCGAGUGUGGCACCCGUUAUGCGGUGCUCUUUUAAAUAAAAAUAAUGGUGUUUGGUAUUUGUGCGAUUUUUAGUUCAUUGGCUUUAUAGCCGAUCAACUAUUGAACCGCAAAUAAGAAACACAUUUUGCAUUUGGUUGCGUCUUUAUCAAGGGGUAAAAAUGCAUGGAUGUGGGAUGUUGCAAGGCAAAAUAGAUCAGAUAUUUAAAAUAUAAUUUUCUUAUUAAAAAAAUGAGUCACUUAGAAACCUUUUUUGGGAAGAUUUUCUUCUAAGAAUUUUUCCAAGACAAUUUUUAGUGAAUAUUUCUAAGACCAUUUUUUAGUGGAAAAACAUUCUUAAACAAUAAAACAAAUUUUGUUUCAUAAAACAAUUUUAUUAUUGGCAAAAGCUAGAUAACUUUUACAAUAGGUUACAUGUUUUGCAACAGGUUAUGAAAGUUAGCAUGGCUUAGUGGUGACGCACCGCGUACAGAUCCUGACAACACUGGUUCAAAUACCGGCAACAUCUUUUUUCGGUUCAACUUGUUUACUAUUAAAAAUUAGUUACAUCUAUAAAAAAAAACAUUAUUUUUUUUUAAGCAAUCAUAUAUAAUGACAUUUGAAAAAAUACGAAAGUCUGUUAACAAUAAUAAUAAUUAUUCUAUUAAAUACCUGGAUGGGAAUAAGGUUUCGAAUAAAUUAUCGUAGUUCCACUUGUUUCAUGUAUGCAAUCAUUCCAAUAAUUAAAUUCCAAUAAAUAUGCUCCUAUCAUUUUUUGCUAAUUGUGUGCAUACUCAGUUAUGUGUUUUAUUAAAAAGUGAAUCUGGA